Molecule: messenger RNA, 3723 nt
Organism: Dermacentor silvarum
Lineage: Eukaryota; Metazoa; Arthropoda; Arachnida; Ixodida; Ixodidae
Exons: 2
Coding region: 168-3023 (951 amino acids)
Source: RefSeq, a predicted model, not a curated record
CCAGGAUGCAUUGCGGGUGGCCUGGUGUGGCCGGGUUGCAGCCGUGCGCACCAACGCUCUUGUGUGCACUGUGUAGCUAGCGCAGCGUAGGUGUUCGUUGGCAGCUGUCCGUCGCUGUCCCGGUAGUGCCUUUGACGCCUGGGGUCUCGAAUGCCCGCUGCCUUGGCAUGGCAGCAACACCGACCAACCAACCCGCACCCCGGGGCCGCGGUCGUGGCAGGAGCCGAGUAAGGCCUGACAUCCAGUUGGUCCAUGCUGCCAACAGCAACACAGCAGCAGACAUCACUGGCAAGCUAAAUGUGGCUUGUGGGGCGGCACCUUCAGUUCCUGUUCGUGAUUUUGCUGCUGACCAGUUGGCGUACAGGCGCAUAGACCCCAUUGGCACGAGAGGUGGGGGUGAUGCCUCUGCACCCGCUGCGGUCAACAGCAGGCGUGCAGACAAGACCACCAAAUCACCCAGGAAUGGGCAGCGCAGUUGGCACAGCCACGCAAGUGGUGUCCGGGAUUCUACAGAAAGUAAACCGAAGUCCCGACCUAUGCUAAGUACAAACAAUUCGAGUGACUUGCCUGUGAGCCAUGUGUCCAGCUUGCCCAGGCGUUGCAGAGCUGAACCCAGGUGCGCGUCUCUGCCCGAACGCAGUGGGCAACAGCGCAGGCCAUUGGCAGAAAAAGUUCCGCAUGACCGUUCCAACAGCAAGACUGAUGCAAUGACCUGCAGGCCCUCCUCUGGCUACCCACCAGGUACCAAGCCAUUUGCACGAUCAUCAAAGAGUUGGAAAAGUCUCGCUAGUAGCGAUGAGGCUCACCAUGGACGAGCUGUAGCCAUGACCGUUGCCACUGGCACAGGCCAUCUGUACGCGCUGCACUUGCACAACAACUGUCCAGAGUUGCCACCAGUGGAGGACAUCGUGAAGCGCCUGCAAGAAAUACAAAUGGAAUUUCAAAGGGACGGCCUCAGUAUGGAACUGCCAUGCUCGAUGACGGACACGAAGCCCUGCUGGAUUUUGGACAACCUGAGGACAUUCAACCGCAUCUUGAUGAGAGUCGACAUUGAACUGAAGGAAGAAGAGCCGCGCAAACUCUGCGUUUGUUCUCUCGACGAAGCGGUGGUCGUGCACUCAAACGACAACUGGGUCUUCGAUGCCUGCAUCCUAUUCCACUUGCUCCUCAAAAGGCACAAGUGCAUACAAACGUUGCACCUAGACAAGACUGCUGUGGCAUCCGGUUACCCACAGAUACUCUGUGACGCGUUGGCCUGCAACAGGGGCCUUAAGCGCUUGGCCAUUGCCUGUUGGGAUUUCUUACCCGCCACAGAGCGCACGCUUGUCUACUCGCUGUGCAAGAUGCCUGCGCUCGAAUGUAUUUGCAUUUCCCAACUGUCUGUCACGCCAAGUGCAGCUGCACGCAUUGGUGACAUGAUAGCGAGGGCAAAGUGCAUACGCAAGGUUAAGUUCCUGGAAAAUGACAUGUCACCUGAGGCCGGUACAGAGCUCAUGAAGGGACUGUGUCGCAACAGCAACCUUGAGCUUAUUUGGCUUGACGACAAUGCCCUCGGAACCGGCGGAGCACGUUUCCUUGGCGAAUUCCUCGCCACGUCUCCUAAGUUGCGAGAGCUGUCGCUGAGUGAUGUGCCAUGCUUCGAUGAACAGCAACUGGUGUUCAUUGCAGAGGGGCUGAAGACAAAUUGUAGCCUCGAGAAACUGGAGAUUCAUGGGUGCCGCGUUGCUCCGGGUGGCAUUGACAGGCUUGCUGAAGUUCUAAAGACCAACACCACUCUGAAGUGUUUGGAGGUGUCCGCAUGCAACCUUGCACAAGCAGAAACCAGGUCUUUCGCAAUCCUUUUGGAGCUUAACACCGGUCUCCUUGAAGUAGACUUCAGGGACAACCUCAUCGAUGACAUUGGAGCAAUCCGGCUGGCGCAGGCAUUGAAGUUCAAUAUGCACCUGGAGAAGCUCAACCUUGAGGCUAACCAUAUCAACUCGCAGGGAGUGGUUUCGCUCGUCGAAGCACUUGGGAGCAACAGUGUACUGAAAGAGCUGAUGCUAGGCUGUGUUGAAGCAGAGGACGAAGAGGACCAACGGGCAGUCACAGCCGCUCUAAACCGCACCGCUGCCUAUGACCGCGUGCGACUGAGCUGCUAUGACAUUCGAGGUGUCUUCCAGCUCUCGGCGAGCCUCCGCAUGCAUGCCGACCGUAUCACAUCGGUGCACUUGGACUCGAGCGUCGACCUCGAUGCUGAUUGCCUCAAGGACCUGUUUGUUGCACUGGCUACGGUUUCGUGCCUCAAGUUUCUCUGCAUAGAAUCCCAAGCCACUAUGGACGGUUCCGCAGCAAGGAGGUUUGCCAAGCUACUGGUAACAACGAAGACGUUGAAGCAUAUUCAGAUGAACUCCUGCAGCGCUGACAGCGUGGCGCUGGAAACAGUCAUGAGGGGCUUGAAGAAGAACCGGUCUGUGCUGUUCAUGGAGAUGGAGUUUGCGGCCUGCAACAUUGCUUGCACCGAAGCAUUUGUGGACAUGUUGAAGGGGAACACAACGCUCACCCAUUUUGGCUACAUUACCACCAAGCUGUCCGAGCUGCAGGUGAUUGCUCGCGAGCUGCUGGCAAAUCACGUCCUGACUUCCCUCAAGAUUUGGGAGAAGCCCAGCUUCCGGGAGACCAUCUUUGAAAUUCACGAAAUCCUUCGGCGUAACGUCUCGUACCUCAACCGGGCUGUCGAGUUUGCCAUGGAGCCGGAGAAGUUUGGUACCCAGCGGUAUCCUGCUGUGGCUUUUGAGGAGCUCUGUCAGACGGACUCCUUCCAGAACCAUCUUGCCAGCAUUGCCGGGCCGCGCGGUGCGCCCGAGGCGAUGCGCAAUGCCCGUCGGCACAUCACCACGAACCUGUUUGCCAUCACAGGUGUGUGCCAAGUGCCCGUCACUUGCUGGCCGCACCCAGAAGGUGCACUGCAAAUAGACUGUCUGAACAUCUUCUGUUGGCUGAACAUAUUCUCCCAUCUGAAGGUAACGGACAUUGUAGUCUGACAGGGUGUUAACAUGCCAUUGCAAGAGAUUGCAAUGUUAUCAUCCAGAUGGAAAACAUAUUACUGUCUAAUUUUUUUCCCCAUCUUAUAUUAUGUUCAUAAUAGCGCUUUAUUCACGUAAAACGUGUUCAGUUGGGCCAAAGAAUGAGAAUGAAUGUGAAAUAGCAUUAAUUACUACGAUGUUUUGUGAGGUAUAACUACGAAGGUACAUCCAUGUAAGACAAGUGCAGGUUGCACAUGUACCAUUUAUGUGCAUUUUAUAACCUAUGCAGCUUUUAUGCUUUCAUUAAUGCCUUCUUAAUUAAUGAUAGUUGUCUUUUAAAUGUAUCUUUUCUUUAAUGUGUGCUAGAAGUAUCCUGCAUAGUUAAAUCACGCAUGUGUAUAUGAAAAGCAGCAGGUCUUGCUUUUUGUUUUUGGUAAUAUAUCAAUUAUUUAACCCUUUCGUUACCACAUGAAAUGUACAGCUUUUUUAUGCUUUUACAUUUUAACAAUUAACUUGUACAUAAACGUACAUAAAUUUAUAGCCUGAUCACUGGUGCUUUGAAUGAAUAUGUAGCAGUAGUAAUUGCUCAGGCAAAUUUUGAGAAUUUCUAUGUGAUGCUUCAAAAAAAGCACCUCAAGGAACACGAAAGUAAUAAUUUGCUAUUUUUAGUAUAAGUACUAAGAGUAAAAAAAAAAAAAAAAAACUGAAAUAUACAAAA